AUGGUCAAGUGUAAAAACUGCGGCAGCUCCGAGUUCGAGCGCGACAUCUCCAACGCAAACAAUGAUCUGGUGUGUAAACAGUGUGGCACGGUCUCGGAGGACAACCCUAUUGUUUCCGAGGUGACCUUUGGCGAAUCGAGUUCUGGCGCGGCCGUUGUUCACGGAAGUUUCGUCGGCGCGGGCCAGUCGCACGCGUCCACAGCUCUGGAGUCCCGUGAAGCGACGUUGCAAAACGCUAAACGCAAGCUGCGUGCCGUCUCGCACGCGCUUCAUAUCCCAGAGUACGUGACGGACGCUGCGGGCCAGUGGUAUAAGCUGGCACUGGCCCAGAACUUCGUUCAGGGAAGAAGGUCUCAAAACGUGAUAGCCGCGUGUCUUUACGUCGCGUGCCGAAAGGAGAAAACGCACCAUAUGCUGAUCGAUUUCUCUUCGAGGCUGCAAGUCUCCGUAUACUCGAUCGGAGCCACUUUUCUGAAAAUGGUCAAGGCGCUCAAUAUCACCAAGCUUCCUUUGACGGACCCGUCUUUGUUUAUCCAGCAUUUCGCCGAAAAGCUAGAUCUCGGUAACCGGAAGAUAAAAGUCGUCAGGGAUGCCGUCAAACUCGCACAGCGUAUGUCCAAGGACUGGAUGUACGAGGGACGACGUCCCGCUGGUAUCGCAGGCGCGUGUCUACUGCUGGCGUGUCGUAUGAACAAUUUGCGACGUACCCACUCGGAAAUAGUCGCCGUGUCGCACGUCGCAGAGGAAACUUUGCAGCAGCGACUGAACGAGUUCAAAAAUACCAAGUCGGGACAGUUAUCUAUCAAGGCCUUCAGGGACCAUUCGGGCGAAUCGUCGGAAGCUCCGCUGGGAUCGGCCGCAGCAGGCGAAACAGCAAGCGAACCAACAGAUGCUCAUGCGGGGGCCGGGCCCCCAUCAUUUCAGCGGAACCGAUUGCGUGAAAAAAGGAAACAAAUGCAACAAUCCUCGCAAGAAAACGAGUUUGAAACCAGUGACGAAGCAUUAACUAAAAACCCGAUCCUGUCACAAGUCUUGGGUGAGCAAGAACUCUCGUCUCGGGAAGUGCUGUUCUACCUCAAACAAUUUUCUCAGCGUCGGAAACAAAGCGCGACCGGGACAGCAAGCUCGCCAGGUGCGAACGAAGAUACCACGGCCCGCGCUCUAGUCUCUGACUCCGAUCAUGCUCAGGAUGAGCAUCCAGGUUCAAUAGACGGAUAUUCCAUUGAAACAGACCCACACAGACCCCGCAAUUUGCACCUCCUGCCGACAACCGAGACUCUCCUUUCGAAGGUGUCUGACGACCCCGAGGACCUGCAAGACGUUGAUGACGAGGACCUGGAUGCGCAAUUACUCGACGAAGACGCAGCGCGUCUCAAGGAGCGCAUCUGGAUUGGUAUCAACGGCGAAUUUUUAUUAGAGCAAGAGAGCAAGCGGCUGAAACAAGAAGCAGACCUUGCCGCCGGCAACGCCGUCGCCAAGAGAAAACGGGGUGGACCGCGUAGCCGCAAACGGAAGCAUGAGGAUGGGCUCAACUCUGAGACUGUACUAGCCGAAAUUAAAGACGAUUCGGGUCUACAAAUGGCUCUCAAAUUGGCUGAAGAUUCUGGGGACUUGACUACAGCAGAAAACGUGAAAAACAUGAUCCAAAAAUCGAGUUUCUCCAAAAAGAUCAAUUACGAUGCCAUUGAUGGGUUGUUUGGAGGCUCCUGA
Lachancea mirantina is the source of this 1710-nucleotide messenger RNA. Lineage: Eukaryota; Fungi; Ascomycota; Saccharomycetes; Saccharomycetales; Saccharomycetaceae. The record is from the annotation of a GenBank genome assembly.